AUGAUCACUGUUUGGCUGACACUUUUACUUGUUGCUAUAGGACCAAGUUAUCAAUACAAUUAUUCGUGUGAUACAAGUGCGACCUGUGGAUGUUCGUCUAGAUCGGCAAGAGUUCGUCGUAUUGUUGGUGGAGAAACAGCAGGAACAAACCAUUGGGGUUGGGCUGUGUCAAUAGAAAUUAACACUACUGGCCUGUGUGGCGGAUCUGUUCUGUCAAGCACAUGGAUCAUUACAGCAGCACAUUGUGUACGUGGAGUUUCAACAUCGAAUCUAACUGUUUAUGCUGGCUCAAGUGCUCGAUUUGCUGGCCAAUCUCGAAUAGCAUCUAUUAUUAUUGUACAUCCACAGUAUAACCGUAAUACUAUAGCUAAUGAUAUUGCUUUGAUAAAGCUUAGCACUCCAUUAACAAUGUCUACGGCAGUAAAGCCUGUUUGUAUACCAUCUGUAUCUUCGGCUACAUUAUCUGCUGGUGAAUGGCCACCAGCUAAUCUAUACGUAAACUGCAUUAUAUAUCUUAUUUUUGUUUUUAUAAUUAAUGUUCA
This is a messenger RNA of Adineta steineri, 542 nucleotides long. Lineage: Eukaryota; Metazoa; Rotifera; Eurotatoria; Adinetida; Adinetidae. The record is from the annotation of a GenBank genome assembly.